This is a messenger RNA of Lucilia sericata (common green bottle fly), 1156 nucleotides long. Its product is annotated as collagen alpha-1(XVI) chain-like. NCBI's taxonomy places the organism in Eukaryota, Metazoa, Arthropoda, Insecta, Diptera, Calliphoridae. The coding region runs from base 11 to 1156 and encodes 381 amino acids. The transcript has 2 exons. The record is from RefSeq and is a predicted model, not a curated record.
UUUAGCAGAAAUGGAGCGACAUAUAGCUGUAGUUGUGCUAUGUUUAGGACUGCAGUUGGCUGUAGCGUCUGAAAAUGAGUUGAAGGAAACAGGUCGUUUAAUUUCGGUGGGUAAUCCUGCACCAUCGUCAUCACCUGUAGUUUAUCCGCCAUAUUAUCCACCACAUUCACAUUAUCCCUCACACUGUGGAUGUUCACCUGGUCUUCCAGGUCCACCAGGACCACCCGGUCCCCCAGGUUUACCCGGUAGUCCUGGACUUAAGGGUGAUCGUGGUGACAACGGUUAUGUUGGUCAUCCCGGCAGGCCCGGAAAACCUGGCAGACCUGGUAUUCCCGGUAAUCCAGGGCCACCAGGAAGGCCAGGUCGUCCUGGACCACCAGGUGCCCAGGGUCCUGUUGGUCCUCCUGGCCAACAUGAUCAUGGACGGUAUCCUGUACCACCUGUAGUAGUAACACCACCAGCUCCAGUAUAUCCCCCUCCUUAUCACGACGGUGGUGGUAAACAUCAUCAUCAUCACCAUCAUCAUAACAACAACAAUCAAGGGCCUAUCAUAGUACCUGCUCCAGCACCAGCACCAUCUUAUCAUCACCCACCUAUUUAUCAUCCACAUCCUGUAUAUCCAGCUCCAGCACCACCCGCACAAUCUCCUAUUAUUAUUUUGGGUGGAGGUGGAGGUGGAGGAGGUGGUAGCAGUAGCAGUAGUGCUGGGGGUGGUGGUGGAGGAGGAGGUGGUACUGGAGGUGGUACUACUGGAACAGUAACAACCACUAGAAGACCUGCAACUACUACCAGAGCACCGGCAGCCAAUAAUAGAGUGUAUCUCUAUGGUGGACGCCAAUAUCCCGAACAACAUGAUUACCAUCCAGAAGAACAGCAAUAUAAUGAUCAAAUAAAUGAGGUAAACUCCCCUCAGAGUCAAAAUUAUGAUGAAAAUUCUGGCGAAAACUAUAACCAAAAUAGUGGUGAAGUAGGAUCAGAAGUGCCAGAAAACAACAAUCACUUGGAUCAACAACCGGAAAGUUCAGUAGAAAUGAAUGAUUAUAAUCUCCAUCCAGAAGAUGGAGAAACUUAUGUAGACAGUGAUCAAUCACAAGCAACUCGUUUCAAUAACGCUGUUCAGGGUACGAAAAGUUCUAAGAAUUUCACAAAUAAAUGA